AAGCUCCCCAUGUUUAUAUCUGACGUGCGCAUGCGCGCCGCUUGAGCGACGUUUGCUGUUGAGUCACAUGAGUUUCUGUCGCAACUUGUUUUACUAGCCAGUUGGCUAACCCACUUAUUCUGAUGUUCACAGUAUAAUCACGAACGAGAUGAUGGACAGACAAGGAUAUAUAUGACCUUUUCUCAUCUCAGGUGAUAUGUCAGCUAAAAUUCAGCAUCAUGUCUGUGGAUGGCCCCCGGACGUCAGUGUUCACCUUCCAGUCAGCCGUACACACUGUGCAUGUCCUCCGCUCCCUGGAUGAACAGAGGCAGAAGGACGUCCUCUGUGAUGUGACUGUAGAAGUAGGGUGCAGGAGCUUUCGAGCACACUGCUCAGUACUGGCUUGCUGCAGUGACUAUUUUUACACCAGACUCCUAAACCACACUGGGUGGAACUUUGUCAUCACCCUUCCUGAUGAAGUCACUGUAGAGGGCUUUGUGCCUUUGCUGCAGUUUGCCUACACUGCAAAGCUUCACUUCACCAAAGAAAACAUUCUGGAGAUUCACAGAUGUGCCGAGCUGUUGGGAUUUCACAAUCUUGACAAAGCCUGCUUUGAGUUCCUCAUUCCUAGGUUCACUGAUGGCAGCAGAACCACUCAGGAAGCAAAAAAAAAGAGCAAAAACAGCAACAAGAGCAAACCCUGUCAUGAGGAGCAGUCAUCUGCCAACGGAGACUGCAGUACUACCAGUGAGCAGUGUGUUAAUAUUGAAACAGACAGUGUACCUCCGAUACCUGCAGCUGAGGCAGCACAGAGUGAUCCAGUUGUGCCAAGUGAACAGUGUUCUGAGCAAUGCUCCUCUGUCUCCUCUAAUAAGGAUCUGGGCUUAGAUUUACCUUCGGACUCAUUCCAGACUGGCUCUGACCAAGACAGAACGGAACUCUGUUUACAGAACUGUGGUCCACAGCUGGUACCAUCUUCCUCUGUAGCAACUGGUGAGGUUUGUCCCUUUUUUUCAAUGCCAUGCACAAGUGACGGUGAAAAUGUGCAUCCUACUGCAGCUGGCUGUGAUGGUGACAUUCUGGAGAUGGGAGAAGCUUUUCAGGAUGGACUGCCAAUGGAUGCUCCUGGCGUUCCUGCCGAAACGUCUGCUUGUGGGGCUCUAAAUGUGCCAAAUAUCACAGAGGGCCACUUUAACCAGCCUGUAAGAGUUCUAGAAACAUCAGCAAACUGCAGCCAGUUGUGUCCUCUAAGCUCCACAGAAACAAGUGAGGUUUUGGAUAGCAUUGCGUCAGUGAGUAACCUAGAGAGCGUUAACACUGAGGCCACUCAGACCUUUGACUCCACAGAGCAAAUAUUCCCUGAUCCAGCACCUAAUGAUGGGCCCGCAGAGAGGAGCACAGUGGAGAGGGAGGUGGCAGAGCAUCUGGCUAAGGGUUUUUGGCCAGAUUUAAGCUCCUCUUUGACAGAGCCUCUUGCGUCUAUGGACCAGGUUGCUGUUGGAAAUGGUGCUGACUUCCACUGGCUGAAGCACCUGGACUUGGGGGCCGCCCCUGAUGACUGCCCGUUUCUCAGAGACCUAAGCUCCAACAAGGGACAACCCGCUGGAGGUGACAGUCUGUCCCAAGAAGAGAGUAGAGAAAGUUCCUGUGUGUCUCCUAUAAACUCUAGCGAGAAUUCUGAAUGUGACACAGAGGCAGAUUGUGUGGCUUCCAAUGAGCAAGCACGUGAGGUGGACUUGCCUUUCCCAGUAGAGCAGAUUUCGAGCAUGAGCAGGCGGGCGUUCCUGCAGAUGCUAAAGGAACAGCGUUUGACCCCAGAGCAGCUGGAGUUUGUGCAAGAUGUUAGGCGGCGCAGCAAAAACCGCAUGGCUGCACAACGAUGCCGCAAGAGAAAGCUAGACUGCAUCUACAGGCUUGAGGGAGACAUCAAGAGACUAAGGACUCAGAAAGAGAAACUGCUGCAGGAGCGUGGUCAGCUGAAGCGGAGUAUGGAGGAGACACGACAGUCUCUCUCAGGGCUGUGCCAGGUUGCAUGCCCUGAGGCUUCAGCACAGCCGGAGCAGCUCACUAUCUUAGCCAGGUACCUUUCCUCAGACUGCCCCACCUCUCUGCCCCUCACUCCCAUGGCUUGUCCUGCCUUGACUGCUUCUGACCAGGACAACCUGGCAGAGAGCUGCCUUGAAGCCAGUGUCACUGGACACCCUCCAGAUGACCGUCCACAAGGAAAUGGAGCAGGGAUGAAACCUGCAUCUGCCCUCUUUCAUGGAGCACAUAGUGACAUUACAGAACCUCAUGCCUCGUAAUCCAAAGGGCAGGUCCGUCUGGAAUUACCAUAGGAGCAUGUGAGUGGGUGUGGUCACUGCUAAUAGAAAUCUAAUGUGGUAAUACAAUUAUCGGCCAAACCAAAAAUUAUAUUCACGUUUAACAGUAUUUACAGAACUUUGAUUUAAUCUGUGAAUCUGUGAGUGCUUAAUACUUCGGGCUGCAUAGCAGUGGAAGUAACUAUUAUUUUUGGACUCUUUUGCUGCAAGCAUUUGCUACCUAACUACCAGGGUCUAUAAAAUGUAUUUGAGAAAUUCAGUAAAACAAUAUAGAUUCAUUUAAAUCCCAUAUAAUCCUACUAAUCAUAAAAUCAAGUAUGUUACAUUCUCUGUGGCUAAUUUGGUGUGGUAGCAUAAUUUUUUAUGCUAAUAUCUAUUUUAAAGGGGGUUGCACAUUUAUUUUGUGCAACUGCAAUGAGAGAAGAAUCUUAAAACCUGUUACAUAUGAUCUGUCCUUUAAAGAAUUGUUAUUGCAGUUGCUUAUGAUAUCAUACUUGUAUCCUAAGAGGUAUACCACAAAGCAAGCUCAACAUUCAGGUAUUCUUGAAAAAUUAUGGAGAAACUAAUCUAAACAUUCCUAGUUAAUCAAAUCACAGUGGUUAAUUAGUAUUACAAAUUACUCAAGUCCAGCUUUAGUCUGUACAUUCACAAAUAGGUGGCAAAGAAAAUGUUAUGCCAGUACAAUAUAAAUAGGAUACUAACACUAUUCAUGUUACACUGAGCUUCUACAAUUGCACCAAGUGCCUUAAAACCAUCCAUUAUUACACAUUAGACAAAUGUUUGGGGAACAGGAUGUCACCAAGUGCGUUUACAGACACUUAAUAAUCCGAUAACUGCAGAAAAUCAGGUUUUGUCAGUAAUCUGAUCAUGUUUAUAUGCAUUUGAGUAAUCGGAUAAUGGGAAGACUACGGUUUACAUGGGUCAGGCAGUAGUCCAAUUGCUUUCCAACCAGAGAAUAAGACAUAAUGUAAAUGUAAUGCUCAAACUUAUUUUUUAUUUUAAACAUUGAUCCACUUUACCUGAAAAUGUGAACAUACAUCAUCUGCAAAAUAUUUAUACCAGUAAAUUUGUCAAGCAUAUAGUUUCAGUGUCGCUCCAAAAGUGUUUUGUUGCCAUCUCACAAGUGCUGUGUUAAACGCUGUCUGCUUAUGUCCGGUGCUGCAGUCUGUUUUCCCACAUGCGCAGACUGAUAUAUCCAAAAAGAGUAUAUAUGCACUGAGAAAUUUGAUUACCAAGCUAAAAUCUCUCAAUUUUUUUUUUAGCUGUAAUUCUAGACCUUAUUGUGAUUUCUUAGAUCAAAAUUAUGCUGUGUACAUCAUUUAAAUAAAUAAGACAACUGCAGAAACUUCGAUUAUGAUGGGGUUAUUAAGUGUGUGUAAAUGCACUCGAUGUCAAAUAGGCUGGCUGUGUUAAAAUAAAGUGUAUUCUUGUGAUGGUAGGCUCUGUUAGGCUGUGGGAAAGAUCUAGAAUAAGGAUAAGACCUAGAAUAUUAAGAAUUGUUCAAGUGUAAAUUAUUUAUGAAUUAAGAAAACAGUAUGUCAGAUAAUAUUAAUUAAUUAAACAGUGAUUAUAAGCUACUGCACAAAAUAAUAGCUCUUUUCAAAUAUAGUUGUCUGACAUCUGUCUCAUGUUUAAUUGGUUAAGAACUACAUCGUUUAUGCUCAGUUAAACACAACAUAACAACAGCUUAACAUCCCCACCUCCUGACUUGAUAUUUGAGAUGUUCUCAAAUUUACCCUCUGAAAUCAGUAAAGUACAUAUAUACAUGAAUGUAUCUGUCUAUGUAUUUAUCUGUGUAUGCUGAGCUACCCAGGUAAUUCCAUAAGCCAUUUAUCCUGCUUUGUGGUAUGUUCCUCUGGACCUGCAUUCUUUUUUCUGCAUUUUUUUUUUUUUUUUUUUUGGAAGGUAAUGAACUAAACCAUGAUGGUCACAGCUACUGUGUAGGCCUGUCAUGAUUAAUACAGAAUUGUCUGAUCACAAUUAUUUAAGCUGCUAGCUUAAUUGUUAGCUUUCACAAUCAUAUGUAUGUAAAGUUGGUGCGUUUUUAUAGAUUGGGUUGAGACAAAUGCAUGUAAGUAGAGGAAUGCAGAAAGCUUUUAUUUAGACGUGUCAUCAGCUCUACAAAAGCAACAUCUGGCUGGUGCUGUAACACUCUUAGAGGGCAGUGGUGAUUAAUGUUUGUAUAUUUAAACUCAAGCCAUGCCUGUCAUCACCUGGAAACUGCUAAAUAUUGACAGCUAGGGAAAAAAAUCAGCCAAUGUGGCCCUUUAGGCUUUACUUUGAUAGCUGCACACAAUGAAUACAGUUAGACAACUGAAGCUACACUAUACGUUUUGGGGAUAAAAAUGUAUUUGGUCUAAAAAACUCCCAUGAAAUCAAACUCUUCUGAAAUUUUGACCCGUAGCUGGGCAAGGACAGCAUAUUGUAGCAUGUUUAAUUUUUCUAUUGAAAUACAGCUUUAAAUUAAAAUGAUUGAAGUUAAAAUGAUUUAUAUGGCAAUUAAUUGCAUGACAGGCCUACUUCUGUGUGAAAGUCAGUUCCUAUCAUGAUAUAAAUUUAAGGCAAUACUGCCCACACCAAUGGUCUACCCUGUAGUUUUCACUCGGGAGCAGAUGUUUCAGCUGUGUAAUUCUGAGUAUAAUUUUCUUUACUUCAGAACACUUUUCAUAAUGUUUAUGAAUAAAUGUAUAUAUCUAAAUUUGCACUAUGUUACUACACAUUUCACAUGGAAGAUUCAGUAAGCUUUAGCAACUCGUAUUUGCAUCAUUCUUGUUUGCCGUUUUGCAAGGUGUGCAUGACUCAAAAGGUAAGGAUUCUUAAUUAUAUAAGAGUCUAUUUGCCUGCUUGGAAUUCCUCGUCCCACCUGCACGUUUAUCUUAUGCAUUAUCUGUACAGUAAGUGCAGUGCUCUUAAUUAUGCUAAUGUAUCAUGAUUCUCACUGCAAGAGCAAUGGAUAGCAUAUAUGCAGCUUUAGUCAAGCGUAGCACAACAUUCUUGGCACUAAGUGCAUAACAUUUGUUUACUGGAUGUGUUGCACAAUUCUUUGUAGAUUUAUUCAGGUUCUGAAAUGACUGCCAUGUGUGAUUGUGUUCUAUGUGUUCAAUCACUAAAACAAACUCCCUUUGGCGCAAACAACAAUGUGUUAAGGAUGUGUGUAUAGUGUAUAUAUACACAUACACUUUCUUGUUUUUCAGUAUUGUAGGGUGCUGGUUCCCCAACUUCAACUAUUUUGAAAAAUGGACUUGUUAUACUGUACAGUUACUGUUGAUUUUUACUGAUUUUAAAAUAUUAAUUGAUUAAAAAGUAAUAUUCUGCCUGCAAGUCUUUCUAUAACAUUCAUCUUUUCAAAAGAAAUGUCAAUAAAUUCUAACUCCCAAAUACUG
Pygocentrus nattereri (red-bellied piranha) is the source of this 5683-nucleotide messenger RNA. RefSeq names its product BTB and CNC homology 1, basic leucine zipper transcription factor 1 a (gene bach1a). Lineage: Eukaryota; Metazoa; Chordata; Actinopteri; Characiformes; Serrasalmidae. Gene Ontology annotation, molecular function: RNA polymerase II cis-regulatory region sequence-specific DNA binding; DNA-binding transcription factor activity, RNA polymerase II-specific; protein binding. The record is from RefSeq and is a predicted model, not a curated record. Gene Ontology annotation, biological process: regulation of transcription by RNA polymerase II. The coding region runs from base 219 to 2282 and encodes 687 amino acids. The transcript has 5 exons.